Bombyx mandarina (wild silkworm) is the source of this 3524-nucleotide messenger RNA. RefSeq names its product E3 ubiquitin-protein ligase Topors. Gene Ontology annotation, molecular function: ubiquitin protein ligase activity; metal ion binding. Lineage: Eukaryota; Metazoa; Arthropoda; Insecta; Lepidoptera; Bombycidae. Gene Ontology annotation, biological process: protein monoubiquitination; protein polyubiquitination. The record is from RefSeq and is a predicted model, not a curated record.
CGAUAAACACACAGAAUCUGGCAAACAGGCAGACGAUAUUUAAUAGACCAUCCAUUCAUCCAUACAUCGGCAUCCGUUACUAAAAGAGUAAACGUUCUGUGAGACUAUAGCUGCAAAUCUCAGAUAUGUAGAAGGAUUUUUUUAGAUCUCAGAAGUUCAAUGUGUGAAAGUUCAUCAUGGAGGCAGUGCCACAAUCUGUUGAUGAUGUCUCUGAUGCCAACCCUAGCAACAUAAAAAAUGACAACAGCAGUCAACACCAUGAAUCUAAUAGUAGGGAAUCACCUCCUCCUAACUGUGCAAUAUGUCUAGGAAUGUGUCAAAACAAAUCAUUUACAGACUCUUGUUUGCAUCAGUUUUGUUUUAAGUGUCUUGUAACAUGGAGUAAGGUAAAAGCAGAAUGCCCUUUAUGCAAACAAAGCUUCAAAAUAAUAAAAUACAAUGUGAUCAGCAGUUGUCAAUUUGAAGAGUACAAAGUGGAAGAGCGCCAAAAUGAAACAGUCGAAAGUGUUGUUAUCGAAGCCCUGACAAGUAUCUUGUUCAGUUACAGAACAAUUCUGACAUCUCAACACAAUUCAUUGGCCGUUGAAGACUUCUUGCUGCAACACUACCCACAGUCCUCAAACGCGUUAAGCCUGCCAUCCCGCAGCAGAUCUUCAGCCUCUUUUCGUCGCAUCAUCUACGAACGUAACUUACGGGCGCAACCUCUCCCCGAUCACACCGGCCGCUUUCGAAAUUGUAGUCCCGGAUACUACAGGUACAAUAUGUUUGAAAUAUAUCGCCUCGUUCCCUGGUUAAACAGGGAACUCAACUACUUACUGAAUGAAAACGUCAGCCACAUUUCUUACGUAUUAAUGCGAAUUUUGGAAAGAUUACUCCUCUAUGACAUAACUUCAUCACAGUUUCGAGAAGCGAUGCGACGCUUUUUCGGCGAGAGAACGGAACAUUUCUUGCAUGAGUUACACUGCUUUGCUACCUCUCCAUAUGAUAUGAAUGGUUAUGAUCGUAAUGUGCAAUACACCACCGAAUCGCGCGCAUUGACUAUGGUCAAUGAGGUAAUAUCUACUUCAGAAUCGGACGGGAGCAUUGACACCGACGUCGCUAUGAUACCGAACUCUGUGGCCGCUGAGCCUCCGGCCGGCCCUUCGGGGGUGCGACGAGCCCCGCCAAGAGCUGCUCUCGCAGCACAUGCCGUCAUGCCUAUCGAAACCAUCGCCAAUUCCGACACCGACGACUCUUCAGAAGUGAUGGUUGUUGGUUACAUCAAGCCCCCGAAAGAUCGAACACCGGAGCUGGUCGACCUGGUCGGCUCAGAUAGUGAUGUAGUUGUUGAGGAGAGUUCACGGGCCAAGUCUGGGCCGUCGGAUACGAGACCGACGAUCCCGCCUGUAAGUAAGCUCAAAUUGAAGAGGAGCCGCGCUGGUGGGACAGAGUUGUCCGAUUCGGAUACGGACGACUCGUAUCAAUCACCAGCCCGUCGUCGUCGCCGACCUCGCAUCUCGAACUCUGGUAUGAUGGCAAGCACGCAUCGUACUACGCCAGAACCUACCUCCACCGCCUCAGAAUACGACACUGCGGAUGAGUUGACCCCUCCAAGUUAAAAACCGCUGUCUACGUAAUUUUCGUAAUCAGCAACGAAGGCUUUUAGAUACCGAUAUAUAAUAAUAGCCUCUAGAAUAGUCUGUAAAUUUGUAUAAAAAAACGAACGGACUAAACUUAUGCGUUCUGUAGUUUGCGAAGUUCGUAAUUGAGAUUCUCAAGAAAAAAAAAGGACAAUAUAAUAAUAACAUUUCAAGUGAAAUUGUGCUUGUUUGUGUGAUCUUUUGCGUUGCAAUUGAGCAACUUUUGAAUGUGAUUUUUUGCUAAUAAAUAAGGUUACAUAUUAUUUAGAAAUAAACUAUGUGGCUCGUUCUCUCACAAUUACACGUGAAGCAUUCAUGCAUUCCUUGUUGAAGCCUUUAUAAUUGAGACUUAGACCUCGUAUCUCAAGGUGAUUGGUGACAUUCAUAUAGCGACGCGUUUGGGCUCCGGUCAACGUUUAACUUCAGGUGGACAGUGAGCUUGUUCACCCGUCCAAACAAGAAAGAAACAAUUUUUGACUGACCAUAACACUGAUAAAUAGCGUUUAAAUGAAAGUGUUAUGUCCAAAUAAUUGCGUAACAUAUUUUACUCAAAUAUAAACUACCUACUUAGUGUAGAUGUUUUAAAUAAAAAACUUAAAUAUUUAGAAGCCUUUUAGAACAGACUCCGCUGUAUAUUCGUACUUCACAGUCAUUUUAGUUUAGAUUAUUUGUACUGUCCAGGUGAAAUAGAUCAUGCUCCAUAAAAUUAAGUAGCGUUUUAAAAAAUUCAUCCACCCUCAAGGUACGGAUUCGGAUCGAUAUUAUAAAAAUGAGGUUUGCAACUUCCCAAUUAUGGUCACAGUACUCACAAUCCUAUUUAAUACAACUAAUUUUAAAAAAAGCCUACAUUCUGCGAUAAAAUGAUGAACUACCGACAUUUUUGAGCUUUUGUCGGGCUAUUUAUUCGUUCUUCACAAUUUUUGUGUUGAAAGUCGUAUAAAUCUUCGAUUAAAAGUGAAUGUGGUGCUAGGACUAUAAUGGUAGCGUUCUUUGUAUUAUAUUAUUAAUCGCAUUGGAUUAUGGGAAAAAGAAGCUGGAACUUUCCAGUGAUAAGUAUGAAUAAUAUACAUAAUACAUUUGGUGACUUUGUUAUAGAUUAAAUUCACUUUACUCGUGCUUAAAAUUAUCUUAGAUGCCUAUAUCUUAUAACAGCUAUUAUUACACAGUAUUGAAUUUAUCAGAAUAAGAUUUUCUAACAGAAAACUGAUGAACAGUGUGUUUAGUGCGUGUUUGUUAACGUUCUCGAUAGCGUAAAAGUUAGGUAACUCAAAUUUGUAUGUAAUUGGAACAGCGCCCCUAGCGGCAAACGUUCCAACUGCACACAAAUUUGAGUUAUCUUUUACGCUAUCGAGAAUGUUAAAAAACUCGCAUUUAGCACGCUGAACAAGAGAGAUUACGAUAAUGUUUUCAGAAAUUAUGACAUCCAAAGCGACAAGAGAGUUUUAGGUACAUAGCAUGAAUACAUUAGAAAUAUAAAACUAUAAUAUGCAUUGAUAUGCAAAUAGGAAAAAUUCACCACAAUAUAUGUAUUUAAAAACCCGAUAUCAUUUUAAAUGUUGCACAUUUGUUUAAUUAUGGCACAUUGUAUUUAAUAAUGAACAUUAUUUAAAUCGUGUAAUCGCGUAAAUUCAGUUCAAAAAUUUUUCAGCCUGUUUUAACUAUUAUCAAUUUGGAAAUCAAAAACAAUCAAUACCGUUACGAAAAUAAUAAUAUCCAAUGAUGCAGCUACACUCUUCUUUGUAUGUUUUUUCGGUAGAGCUGGCUUAGUAACUGACCAUUUACUGUAUAUUUUAGAACACAGUAUUUAGCCACUUUACCGUCAGUUUUCUAACGUUAUUUUUAUUUAAACUCAUAUGCAUUUAUGAAGUACUUGGAAAAAAAUAUAGAAUUAAUUGAAAGUUUAAA